AAAAUUGCCCACCCACCCAUCAAAAAAAUAAUGGUCUGUCCCUUAGCUUCCUAGGGUUGUCUCUCUUACUCCCUGGGUAAAUAAUGGCUGUACAACACUUUUUCAUAUUGACAAGAAGAAUAAUUUACUGAGUUUUAAUAGGAGAUGCUGUAUGGAAGUUGCACGCUCCGGGUCAUGGGCUCCUGGUUUUAAAGACAAUUUUUAUUUGGGGCUAGUUGACCUGGGGGCUAAACGAUCUACGUUCAUAGAUUUGCGAUGACCUCCUCUCCCUCUGUGCUAUCCUUUUGUGCUUCAUUGUUUGUUUGGAACCCAGGCUGCUUAGCCCUGCCAGCCCGAGGAGGCCUGGGGAAGAGGCUUCCAAAUGAAAACAGUCAACUCGGUAAUAAAUCCUCUACCUCAAUGAAUUAGCUACCCGCUUAAUCGCAGAAAAUGAGCUCGUUCUGUGAAAGAAAACUUUCAGAAGAAGAUCUACUUGGCUGUUGGGAGAUAGUGUCCUGUAAGUUGUCGGAUGAAUGUUACUCGGCUGUUGAAGGUGUACAAUUUCACCUGGAGGAAGGAGGUGAUCUGAUCUGGAUAGUGCCACCUGCUUUAGAACAAGAAAGUCUUCCUUUCUUCUCCUGUGAAACAUUUGUGUUUGACAGUUUCUCAGGAGAGUUGGUUUGUUAUGGCAACAAUGUUGAUAAAAUUGCAUUGAAAGUAAGUAAGCUAAUAACACGAGAAUAUGAAGACAUGAUUGAUCAUUGCAGUUAUAUGCACAACUUAAGCAGCUGUGAAAUGUAAGGCCGAAAAAAAAAAUGGGCUUGAAUGGGAUUUGAACCCAUUGACCUCUGUGAUACUGGUGCUCUACUAACUGAGCUAUUGAGCCAACUUGGAGCUGGUCACGUUUGAGUUCUUGAUAUACCCAUAGAAGGUGAAGAAUCAAGUCUUCAUUCUUCCUUCCUUCUUUUGCACCUGUCAACUCCUUCCAAGUCAAAUAUGUGUGAUUUUUGUGUCCCAUAUAUUUCCUCAAUUUUCUGAAAAAAAUUUGACAACUUUCUGACAUUAUCAAAGAGUUCCGACAACUUCUGAAGAUUACUGAAGAUUCCAAAGAUGUUCUAAUGAAUUUUCAAGGUCGCUGAAUGUAGCACUGAGUAGCAACAAAUCAUAAUACUAUCUUAUCUUUUAGCUUGACAUUUGGCACCAUUUUGGGUGGAAAUUGCAUUCAAUUUUUCAUGUUAAUGAUUACUUAACAAGUAGUCUGAAAUUGUGUGUCAAGGGUGUGAAAUGGUCAUGUAUGCAUGUGAUCAAGGUUUUUUUUAUCUGCAGCAGACUUUUAGCCAGAUGGGCUUCUAGGCAUCCUUUGCACGGCCACUUAACAAAAUUGUGCUAUUUUUCAUAAUUAUGUUGCCUUGAGGCAACAUAUGUUAAGUUGAACAGGCCCUAUAGCACAUUUUGGACAGCCACUUUUCAAAUCCUGGCUAAAAGUCUGCUCUGCAGGCAAGUGACACACAUAGUGCAUGUGAACUUGCAGCUCUAUUCUUUACUUCCUCAAACAUCCUUCCUUCUUUCCUCGCUUUUUGUAAUACUGUGGAACCCGCCUUACGGCCACCCCAUUAAUAUGGUCACCUC
This is a messenger RNA of Orbicella faveolata, 1608 nucleotides long. RefSeq lists its product as uncharacterized. Gene Ontology annotation, molecular function: protein binding. The record is from RefSeq and is a predicted model, not a curated record. Lineage: Eukaryota; Metazoa; Cnidaria; Anthozoa; Scleractinia; Merulinidae.